GCAAGCGCGCCAGCUGCGAGAGUAACCCUUUUCGCAUUUAAGAGAGAUCUCUCGCAGCCGCAACCGGAGAGUGAUGCUGAGACCGAUCGCGCCAUCCCAGCCAGCUCGCCAGCUGCUAGCCUGACACGUUAAUCAACAGUGAGUAUGGUGGCGCGCGGGAUCGCACGAAACCAUCGGCGCUCCCGGGGAGGCCAGUAAGGUUUCGGUCGCCCACUGGUGAGGCUCGCAAUCAUCGCUCGCAUCGCUUCUACCACCGUACCAAGAUCGUACCGUUCCAGCGUGCGAAGGUCAAACGGUACUGACGGCGGCGACGGCAGUUUCGUGUCGUGUCGUGCGUGUUGAUUAUUGCCGCAGUUGUCCACCAUUACCAUCACCAUCAUCAUCAUCAUCGGUGGCGUUUCGCGGUCAACCAGACACGGCCAGCGGUAUUGUGUGCUGAACGCUAACAGGCGGAUGCGGAUGGAGUUUUGACAACGGGGGCCCAGUGCGCGAGAACGUAAAUAUCGCCCGACGGUGGAAGCUGUCAAACCGGUGGCCAACGCCUCGGCUUCGAAAUGAUUAGACCGUGGAGGCAAUCGUCAUCCGUGGUCUCACUCGGUCCACUGUUUACCAUCUUGCUUGCAUAUGCCUUUUUGCUACCUACACCUGCGAGAUGCAUCGGCGACCAGAGAAAAGUGAUGCCCGAUGUGGCCAAUUUCGAGUGGAACCUUGCACGGGAAAUCUUCCGGCACGAGGACUCGAAUGUCGUGUUUUCACCGUUUUCGCUCAAACUGCUGAUGACGCUGCUGUACGAGGCCAGCGUGCCGGGCUCGCAAACACACCGCGAGCUCGAGAUUGUGCUCGGUGAGCGGAAUCUCCAGCAAACGCGCUCCUUCUACGCUCAGUUCCUUGAGACUUCAAUGAAAGCAAACGAGGACUACGAGUUUGACAUUGGUACCAAGAUGUUUCUGGACAAAUCGCGCGGCAAACUAAAUGGAAGCUAUCGAGAUCUGCUCGAACAAACGUAUCGCACCACGCUCGAGUCGCUCUCGUUCAAUGGGGCAAAGGCAGCUGCGGAUCGGAUCAAUCAGUGGUGUGAUAAGAUCACGCAAGGACGCAUCUCACAGCUGGUCAAUGAGGAUACGAUCGAGGGCUCCGUACUGAUCCUGGCCAACGUGCUGUUUCUGAAAGCAUCCUGGAAGAACUCGUUCCUGGACGAGCACACACGUGACCGAAUGUUCUACGUGGCGGACAAUGCCACCGUGACGGUGCCGUUUAUGAGCCAGACUGAUCUGUAUGACUUCACCGAACAUUCGGAACUGGGGGCCAAAGUGUUACGGUUACCGUACAAGGGACGCCAGUUCAGCAUGAACAUGGUGCUACCCUUCCCGAACACCUCCCUAACGACCGUCAUCGAUCGCUUAUCGACCGAGAUGCUGCAAUCCGUGAGCGAUCAGUUCGUGAGGGAAGAGGUGAUCGUAACUAUUCCCAAGUUUAAGUUCAACUAUGGCACCCUGAUGAACGAGGCAAUGCAAGCUCUGGGUGUAAAGGAUAUCUUCAAUCGGAAUGCAUCCCUUCCGUUGCUGUCGCCCGUCACUAACUCCACGAAACCAAACAGCGUGGAGGUGUCCAAGAUACUGCAGAAAGUGGGCAUCGAGAUCAACGAGAAGGGCACACUCGCCUUUGCCGCCACAGAGAUUCAACUCGUCAACAAAUUCGGCUACGAUGGCGAUCCGUUCCAGUUCGAGGCGAACCGACCGUUCCUGUUCUACAUUCUGGAUGAGGAAACCAAUACGAUGUUGUUCGUGGGCAAGGUGAACGAUCCAUCCGGAAGUACUUAAUACAGGACGUGCUGCCAUCCGCAGCAGCCGUAGCACCUUGCCACCACCAACCCAGCGUGCCAGAGCUAGAGCUUUAAACGAACCGGAUGCAGCCCACGCAUGACAAGCUACUCAGAACGAACGGGAACGUACACCAUACACACACACACACACACACACACACACACACUACUGACCGGAGACAUCGUAAGACGAUAGCUGAUGGUAAUGGGCGUGCUGCGGAUGCAUAAUGGGGGGGCCAUAGCCUCGCCAUCCAUUCCAUUAUCGAGCAAACAUAUGACUGAAAGCCAAACGGUUGCGGUUGCCGCUGGACGUACCUGGACAGCAACCGCAAAAGGUUCAUCCCGAUAGAUGCACGCCGACUCGCGCUAGUCGGUGACCGACCGACCCAUUUUAGCGUUCCUCUAGUGUUUAAGUUGAAUAGAAAAAUGAAAAACUAAAAUAAACACUACAUCAACCCCCUCCAAUCG
Molecule: messenger RNA, 2290 nt
Organism: Anopheles darlingi
Lineage: Eukaryota; Metazoa; Arthropoda; Insecta; Diptera; Culicidae
Product: serine protease inhibitor 2-like
Exons: 7
Coding region: 555-1820 (421 amino acids)
Molecular function (GO): serine-type endopeptidase inhibitor activity
Source: RefSeq, a predicted model, not a curated record